GUGGGAAACCCGUGCGUCCGCACGGGUUCUGGUGUCGUUUUGUGUAUCGUUUUCUUAAAGAAUAGAAAAUAGAAAUAAUAUUAGAAUGGAAUAAAUAAAAUGUGUAGGUUAAUAACUUUGUUUAUACAUAUAUACAGUAAACGGAAUAAAAUCGGUAAAAUGGGUUAUUAGUAAAUAAAACUAUGAAAAUAACAUAGGUUGAUAUAAAAAACGUGUAGGAAAAAAAAAAUAAUAGGAUGAGUUUUUAAAUUAUUUAUAUUAUUUAUGUAGUUAAAAUUAGUAGGUCCAAUAAGUCAAAACUUGGAAAGAAAAAAAUGAGAUACAAAUAGGGCAAAAAAAAAACCAAUAAAUAUAGUUUAUAAUAAAUAUACUUGACAUCACAAAGUACUAAUCAGUUUGUAAUGUAUAUGAUUUAAUAGUUGCAACAGAAUUUGUUUUUUUUAAAAAGGACAAAAAAGAACAAAAUCUAAUGGGCCCAAGAUAAGGACAUUAGGCUAAAUAUAGUACUAAAGAGCCCAAGACAAACACAUGCAACAGAAGGUAAUAUAUAGGUUGUUCGCAUAUGUUCAGUUAGUAUUUUCCUCAAACGUUAGGGUUUCUGGACGGUGACGAAGGCUGUGUCGACGGAGCAACGAACGAUCUCGCGGUGCAAUGACAGAUUCCGGGCCAUAUGACAUCCCCCAACGAACGAUACAGCAACUCGCAAGGGAGAACAACUGGGAAAGAGUGAAGAGGGAGAUUGAGAUUCGGUGGGUGGUGCAACUGAUAACUCAAGCAGGUAAAUGGAGGAGAGGUUGGGAGAGAGGCAACCGCAGGAAGUGGGUUGGAUGCCUCUGGAAACGUGAGAGCCACUUUCGGCGUGUAAUGGGAAUUCUUGACAAACGACUUUCUUCCAUAAAAUGGAAGGCAGGAUGGCAAUCCGCCCAUUCUGGAACUGCUGUAGGCAUUGCUGCAGGUGAGGGUGUUAUUUGUUCUGGCGAUAGGAAAAGGAAGUCCAUUAGAAAGGCUGAAUCUGAUGUGAUAGUAUUAUCCUCUGACUCCGAAAGGGAAGAACAGGUUGGUAAAGAAAUGGAAAAGUCUAAGAAGAGGCAAAUGACCAAGAAAGGACAUAGCACAACAGUUGAAGAAAGGGAAGGGAUGGAUGGCACAGGGUGCACAAAGCUGGACAACAGCAGCAAGAAGCAAUAUGGACCCAGUGGCAGUGUGAAAGAUAGGAGAUCUGUUAGGAAAGGGAAAGAAGUAAUGGUAGAGGAUGAAGAGGACGACGUUUCUAUUUCAUCUCAUGUGGAAAGCCAAGAGUAUGAGGCAGUUGUAAUGGAAAAGGAACAAAGCUGGAUCCAGGAGGUCACCAAGCCAGCAACAAUGGGGACUCAGGUUCUUCAAAUUCCUGCUGAGGUAAUCACUGCUUGUAACUUGGUCGGCAAGAACAGCAUCAUGUUGUAUGACACAGAGAUACAGAAGGGCUAUAAAUGUGUCCUGAAGAAGAGAGAUGGGAAAAAUGAGAUGUAUUAUAUUCCUUCUCUUCUAAAUUUCAACCGUACAUAA
Messenger RNA from Vicia villosa (hairy vetch), 1545 nucleotides. RefSeq lists its product as uncharacterized. The coding region runs from base 652 to 1545 and encodes 297 amino acids. The transcript is spliced from 7 exons. NCBI's taxonomy places the organism in Eukaryota, Viridiplantae, Streptophyta, Magnoliopsida, Fabales, Fabaceae. The record is from RefSeq and is a predicted model, not a curated record.